Microthlaspi erraticum is the source of this 990-nucleotide messenger RNA. Lineage: Eukaryota; Viridiplantae; Streptophyta; Magnoliopsida; Brassicales; Brassicaceae. The record is from the annotation of a GenBank genome assembly.
AUGUAUGGAGCAGAAGAUUUCACUGCGGCACCUCCUCUUGGACCAGAAUUAACAAGUGGAAAAUGGAGAGUUCGUGUGAUAGAUGGUGAUGCAAGGAUUACAGAGGAACUGGUUUCCGGAAAAGAAGUGUGGAGCAUGCGAAACCGACGUGUUAUGGUUGAUUUCAAUAGAAAAGGACAGAUUAUCAAGGAUUCUGGAGGUUUGUUUGGUUCGUGGUUAGGCUCACUAAGCAAUGAUCUGAAUAUGCUACCCAUAGACUACACGGACUGGAGGAAAGUUCCCACGUAUAGGAAAGAGAUGGCUUGGAAAGUAAUUCAGAAAAAAUUCUGCUUUGAUGACCCAAGAAAGAGGAAGAAAUAUGUUCUAUCUAUCUUAGGAUGCAGAUGCAGAGACUUAAAGCAACGUAUUUGGAGGACUUAUAGACGAAACACUCUACAAGAAUCAUUUGAUGCACGACCAGGUCUAGUUCCAGAAGAUCAAUGGAAAGGGUUUGUGGAAAUGCAAUUCACUGAUAAGGCUAAGGAAGAGGAAACAGGUAGAGAACCAAAUAGAGGUGAACUUUUUAUCGCAUCACGUUCUAGAUCUGAUGGAACUUUUGUUUGUGAGGAUGCAAGAAUCUGUGCGGAUAAGCUGAAAGAAGUAAUGACUGAAAGUUCUAUUCAAAGUGAAGCACAUGAGGCAUAUGAACAAGUAUUUGGUCCUGAGAAUUCAGGACGAGUUCGUUGUGUAGGACGUGGCCCUACCCCAUCCAAGUAUUUCUCUAAUUUGGAAUGCACUUCGUCUACUGCUGAGGUUAAACAUUUGAAGGGCCGAGUGAAAGAUCUUGAAGAUAAACUAGAUAUGGUGUUGAGCUCUUCGUCUACUACUGAGGUUAAACAUUUGAAGGACCGAGUGAAAGAUCUUGAAGAGAAACUAGAUAUUGUGACUGAUGCUCUUUGUAAACUUGUUGAAUCAAAAGUUCAAGAUCGGUUCCAGGUAAUUGCCUUGUGA